This is a messenger RNA of Diversispora eburnea, 2136 nucleotides long. The record is from the annotation of a GenBank genome assembly. Lineage: Eukaryota; Fungi; Glomeromycota; Glomeromycetes; Diversisporales; Diversisporaceae.
AUGAAUAUGGAAAAAGCAAUUAAACAACGCCGUGUAAAAGUGUAUCAAUUAAGUAGGGAGAGCGAAUGGUUAGACAAGGGUACUGGUUUUUGCUCUUGUUUAUGUAAUGAGGCAAAAGACGAUGCCUGUAUCAUUGUACGUUCGGAAGAGGAUUCGGCAGUUUUAUUAUUAAAUUCUCGUAUAGUUAAGGAUCAUGAAUAUCAAAAGCAACAAGAAACAUUAGUAGUAUGGACUGAACCCAAUGGAAUGGAUUUAGCAUUAAGUUUUCAAGAACCUGAAGGAUGUACAGAAAUAUGGAAUUUUAUAACGGAUGUUAAAAAACAUAUGGAUGGAGAUGAUAAAUCAAGUCCUUUACUUGAUUCAGAAAUGUUAAAUAUGGUUAUAAAGUUACCGGAACCAACUUUGGAUAAUCUUCCAGAAAUUGAGGCAAUAGUUAAAAGUGCAAGUCGUUCUAUUUAUGAAAGAGAAAAGUUGGCAGCAUUUGUUACUCAGGGUUAUAUUGCUAAAUUAUUACCAUUGUUUUCUACAUGCGAAGAUCUUGAUGCUCGAAAAGAUCUACACAGAUUAUGCAAUAUAAUGAAAGGAAUAAAUGAUCCGGAAUUUCCAAAUUUCAAGGCUAAUCAUCGUGAAUAUUUGGCUGAUAAUUCAAAAUUCAAAGAAAUCGUCAAAAUAAAAGAUACGUCAAUAGAAGCAAAAAUACACGAAACUUUUCGUCUUCAAUAUCUCAAGGACGUAGUCUUUGCACGUGUAUUUGAUGAUCCGACGAGUUCUAUUAUCACUUCACUCAUUUUUUUUAAUCAUACGGAUAUAUGUCAACAUAUUUCUCAAGAUGACGAAUUUUUAACAGAAUUAUUUAACAUUCUUAAUAAUGAAUCUGAAGAUUCAAUCAAUAAACAAAAUGUUGUCAUGUUUGUACAACAACUUUGUUCCAUUGCAAAGGGUAUUCAUUAUCCUCAUAAAAGAGAAUUAUAUAGACAUGGAUUAUUUCAGAUUUUUGAUCAUUCUUUGAUGGAUGAAGAUGUAUCAAUAAGAACAGCAGCUGGUGAAAUAUUAGCUUCUAUCUUGGAUACUGAAGCAAGUAUUAUUCGUUCUCAUAUUAUCAAACAAUCCGAAGAAAAUAAGAAAACAUUGGCCGAAACUAUUAUAGAGAGAUUCAUUCAAGAUGAAGAUACAGGAGUAAAAGUACAAUAUUCCGAAGCACUUCGUCUUUUAUUAGAUAUGAAUGCAGGAUUAUCAGAAAUGGGAUUAAUUGUACCACCCGAGUCUUUACCGUUACUUCCCAAACAAGAUGAUGAUAUCGAUAAUUUUUUGAAUUUAUUUUAUGAAAAAAUUAUAAAUUUAAUGGUUGCACCGAUAAUGGAUUUACAAGAAUUGGAAAAUGAUGAUGCUGCAUUGAGAUGCCUCCGUGCUUGUAUAGGAAUGAAAGAAGAUUUCUAUAAUAGACAUUUCGUACGAAAUAAUCUUUUCGAUCCUAUAAUACGUUUGCUUAUAGAAACUGAAGGAAAAAACAAUUUAUUAAAUUCAUCAUGCCUUGAACUUUUUGAAUUCAUACGAAGGGAAAAUAUCAAAAUUUUAAUAAACAACAUUAUAGAAAAGUCAGGUGAACAAUUGACACAAAUAAAUUAUGUUGAAACGUUUCAUCUACUUCAACGACGUUAUGAACAAAAUAAAGAAAUCCUUAUUGGAUCAGAUAAAUCACCAGGAGAGACUAAUCAAAGUCAAAGUAACAGUUAUCCAACAGGUCACGAAGGUUGGUCAUCAGCCACAGUAGAUGAAGAGGAAGAAGUUUACUUUAACACAUCAGAUGACGAAGAUAACAAUAAUAACAAUGUUAUAACUGAAGAGAAUUCAUCAAAAUCAAUUGGAGAGUUAAAGAAAUUAGAAAAUGAUUCAAUAGAUGAAUAUAGAUUAGAAAAUAUAAAACUAAAUGAUAAAAAAGUGUUGGGUUUAGUCGAUUAUCCUGAUGAUGAUGAUAACAACGAAAAUACUUCACAAAAUUUAACAAAAGAUAAUAAUACAUCUCAAUCUUCAAAUGGGACUUCCUCAAAAAAAGGAGGUCUAAAGAUUUUGAGAACUUCUCAAACUUUGAAACCCAAAUUAAAGAAGACACUGGAAGGAAAAAAUGGUUAUACUUGA